GCCUCAGCAAGAGCCGGAUUAACACAACCAUCCCAAGACCCCGUUCUCGCCUGCAAGACUUGGCCCCAAAAUCACGGAGAACCCAACCGUACCCAAAUUUAUUUUAAUUAUAUAUGCUUUUGGCACUCAUAAAAUAUUGAAACUUUUAUUUAAGUCUUUACAAAAAACGACAGAAAACAUAAGAGAACGACACAUAAGUCAGUCACUCAUCCAAAGCAUAGCAGGCUCUGUUUGUAUUGGGCCGGACUUUACCAACAACAAAUUUGUUACCUUGUAAAUAACGGCCCACAGAUUUGAUUUGUACAAAGUACAAAUUCUAAUUGUCCCACAUCGCCAAUAUAACAUUUCCUUAGAAUGUUUAUAUAUCCUUACCUCAGUCACAUUACUUGUCCCUUCGGGGACAUCCGAUAAAAUUGGAACGAUACAGAGAAGAUUAGCAUGGCCCCUGCGCAAGGAUGACACGCACAAAUCGAGAAAUGGUCCAAAUUUUUUUUUGAAUCCAAACUCCUGAUUCAGUUUCAUCUUAAUUUCAGAAACCAGAGUAGAAAAGGAAGGAGAGGAAGAGCUUAAUCAUACAGAAAUACAGAAAUUAAGGUUAGCCACUCACUUCACUUCAGAAUUUAUUUCCAUUUUUUUAUUGUUUUCUUUUUCAACUGAACAAAAUCUUUGAAGUUUGGAUUUUUCUGUCAUGAUUUUUUAGUAUAUUUUGUCCUAUGAAUGAACAAUUUCAUCUUUCUAUAAUCUUAUUCCUUUUUUAAAGUUAAUAAUUUUGAUUAUAAGCUUAGUUUGAUCAUUGAUGGCAGAAAUGGGGAGAUUUUGUGAUUUGCCAAGUGAAGUUGUGGAGAAAAUCAUGUUGUUGGUGCCUGCAGAUUCUGUAGUAGAAUGUAAAUCUGUUAACAAGUUUUGGUAUUCUUGUAUUUCCACUUUCAUCAACGAUCCAAAAUUUGCAGCUAAGCACCUCCUCAAUACCAAAAGCGAAUCUUCCAUAUCCUUUCUUUGUUUCGAAGACCCUUCCCCCCAUGACGAUCAUCGCAUGAUCACAUACCCAUUGCUCACUAUAAUCCAUGUUGAUGGUGAUGAUGAUGACACUAUAAUCCAUGAUAAUGAUUAUGUCACUAUAAUCCAUGGCGAUGAUGAUGUUGUCACUAUUAUCCUUGAAGAUGAUGAUGAUGAUGAUGAUGAUGGUGGUGGUAAGAAGAAUCAUUUUAGAACAGUCACAGUAGAUCUGAGUAUGCCACUUUUGGAUAUGAAUAGAUGGAAUAAAAUAUAUCACUGUGAUGGACUUCUUUUGCUAGUAAAUGAUGGUAUUGAGGAGACUAUAACUAUGGCGUUGUGUAAUCCUGCGUUGAAAGAAUUCAUGAUUCUCCCACAACCGAAGAAUAGUGUUACGUUUAUAGCUUAUCACCACAUAGGAUUUGAACAUGAUUCUAGAAACAACAAAUACAAAUGUGUUUACAUUUGGCUCGGUGAUGAAGAAGAAUGUAAAGUUGAGGUAUACACAGUGGGUUCUGAUUCUUGGAGAGAGAUCAACAUGUCUCAAGACGUAAUGGAUUAUAUAGUGCAUACUCAACUAUGCAAUGCUGUAUGUUUUGGAGGUGUUUGUUACUGGUAUAUUAGCCAACCUGGAAUUGAUAAGAUCCUCAGUUUUGAUAUGAGUAGUGAGGAAUUUCGUAUGAUAGAUUUGCCAGAUUUUGAACAUUUUUAUGCCGCGGAAGAUUUCUUGGUUUCUUAUAGUACGCGCUUGGCAGUGUGGAAUGAUUCUGUUGUGAUGUAUUUGGCCCCUGAUUUCACAUGGGGGAAUAAGUUAAUCUUUUUUGUCUUCACCAUGGAUAAAGGUGUAGCAGGUGGUUGGACCAAAUAUGUGCAGAUUGGACCACUAGAGAAGUAUUACAAUAACUUACUACCAUUUUGGAAGAAUGAUGAGAUUCUGAUGGAAGUCUUUGUAGAUGAUACGCGCGUAUAUUACUUGGCUUCUUGCAACAUUCGUACUGGAAAGUUAAGAAAUGUUUUUGGUGUAGAUAGAAAACUAAAGAUAUAUUAUAAUUCGUUUUGUUUGUAUGAAAAAAGUCUGGUUUCUAUUAGGUAGGAGGGAGUGAAGGAAAUUUAAUUUCCAAACUCUCUGGUUUGGCUCUAGAAGUGUAGAGACUAAAAUGUUAUUUGUUAAGUUUGAUUUUAUGAUUUAAACAUUAUCUAUGUAAUGAAAUGAAGUCAUUAUUGAUGCC
Molecule: messenger RNA, 2222 nt
Organism: Cannabis sativa
Lineage: Eukaryota; Viridiplantae; Streptophyta; Magnoliopsida; Rosales; Cannabaceae
Product: putative F-box only protein 9
Exons: 2
Coding region: 797-2086 (429 amino acids)
Molecular function (GO): protein binding
Source: RefSeq, a predicted model, not a curated record